Molecule: messenger RNA, 4620 nt
Organism: Adineta ricciae
Lineage: Eukaryota; Metazoa; Rotifera; Eurotatoria; Adinetida; Adinetidae
Source: the annotation of a GenBank genome assembly
AUGGUUGAUCAAACAUUACUUGCCAGAGCUCGAAAAGCUCGUUACGAUGAUUUACCAAACUUCUCGGGACAUCCAUCGGAAGACGCUGAACGAUUUUUAAAGAGCAUAAAAAAUAUCACAAAAGCCAACAACGAUCCGGUGGACCCGAUGUUCCUCGAAAUUGUUCGCGGCAAAUUAACACAAAGUGCCGGCUUAUGGUUCGACGACAACGAAUCUCAGUUUAACAGAUGGUCAGAUUUCGAAACGGCAUUUCGAAAUCGUUAUUUUUCAACGACGAACGUAAACACGAAAUUCGAUAAAUUAUCACAACGAAAACAACAACCCGACGAAUCAGUAACUGCGUAUUACGAUGAUAUCAUCACGUUAUGCCGAGAAGUUGAUCCAAACAUGACAGAUACUAUUAUCAUCCAACACUUAAUGAAAGGCAUCAAUCCAGAAUUCCGAAAGGAACUUACGCGUCGACAAACUGCAAUAGCAACAUUGCCCGAAUUUCUUCGAAUUGCAAAGCUUGAGCAAGAUCUUCACGAGGUAUUUACACAGUCACAAGAAGUAAUAAUACAGCCCGAAGCCUAUCCGAUGUACCACCUUGGUUCUGCAGAUAAUCGAAACAUAUCACGAAAGAUUCCGGGAUACGGACAACAACUUCGCAACUCAUGGAGUCAAAAUUCCCGUUCAAUACCUAUGAAGAGCUCCGACCAAAAUCGGAACUCGUAUUCGAAGGUUCCACAAAUAACAUCAAUACGUAAACAAACAUCCAAUCCUACGACCGAAACAGCACUCGAUCAGAAUAAUCAAACGCCACAUCAAUCAUGUAAAGUCUGUGGAAAACAAAAUCAUCGUUCAAUUGACUGUUUCAAAAAACGCCAAUCCGGCUGUUUCAAUUGCGGUCAAGGACAUCCAGUCCGCAAUUUCGAAAAGCCAUCACCGUCGACAAGCCCGAUUUACAUCAAAAUUCAAGUCAACGAUCAACCUACAGAAGCUAUUGUCGACACCGGCUCCGCCAUCACAAUCAUUCAUCAAAAUCUUCUGAAGAAAAUUCCGCACAAAAACUUCAUUUAUAAAACCAGAGAAUGUCAAACAGCCAACUCAACUCCUUUACACAUUAUCGGCCAUAUCGAACUAGAAAUCAAAUUACGAAACGUGAAGACACACAUUAUAGCUAACGUAGCAACAAAUCUAAUUACAAAACUUCUCCUCGGAAACGACUGGAUAAACCUAAAUCACGUACACUUGUUUGGCGAUCAACAACAUCUUACAAUACCCGAUCAAAACGGCCAACCGAUACGAAUCCCAUAUGAAGAAUACACCAACCUGAGUUAUCCAGCACUCUUAACAAAUGAAGUGACCCUCGAACCAUACUCACAAACAUUAGUCGAAGUUCAAACCCAACUGACGAAUGCAACCGACGUUAUCUUCGAACCAAACAAACAAUAUAAUGCUCGACUCAUAUUCAUGCCAUGCACACUUCUUGAUAUUCCAAACAAUACGGCAAAAAUUCUAAUAAUGAACGGCCAAAACAAUCAACGAACAUUAUCCAAACACACCAGAAUCGGAACAUUCUUUCGAGAACCAGAAUUAAUCGCAUGUCUUACAUCGACACAAUCGAAGAGAGAUAAACGACAAGAACCUUUAGUUCUCGCCAUUCAAACGAAAUCCAACAUGUCAACAUACAAUUUACGCUGUGACGAAUGCAAAGAGGAAUUCCUAUCAGGGAAUGAUCUGCAAAAGCAUCUUCGAGCAAAAUGUUAUUCUGAACAGAUUCGGCAACGAAUCGUAGACUUCGUGAAACACAUCGAAGACCCAAGUCAACGAGGUAAACUAGAAGAUAUCUUAUGGCGUAAUAAAAUUCUCUUCGAUCCAACGCCUUCAAUGAUCAACAUCCCUCCUCAAUCAGCCAUUAAAACAAUCGACCAUCCUCCUGUCUAUUCAAAACAAUACCUCGCUUCAGAAAAGGAUCAACUUAUAAAACAAGAAGAAACAAGAAAGCUCCUCGAACGGGGUCAGAUAGAAGAAUCAACGUCACCAUGGUCGUCUCCAGUAGUCUUGGUAAAGAAGAAGGACAAAACAGUUCGAUUCUGCAUCGAUUAUCGUCGUCUUAACACCAUUACAGUCAAGGAUGCAUUUCCAUUACCACGAAUCGAUGAAAUUUUCGAUCCACUAACACAUGCGGUCUAUUUCUCCAAAUUCGACUUUAAAUCUGGGUAUUUCCAGGUCCCUCUCGCGAAGGAGGACCGUCCAAAAACGGCUUUUUCAACCAGAGACAAUCACUUCCAAUUUACCGUCCUUCCGCAAGGCAUCACCAACGGACCCGCGACCUUUCAGCGAAUUAUUAAUCACAUACUGGGACCCACACGGUGGCAAUAUGCCUUAGCAUAUAUCGACGACAUAAUUAUCUACUCAAAGACAUUCAACGAACAUCUAACACACCUGAAUGAAAUUUGUCAACUACUGAAAGAUGCCAGAUUUCGCUUAAACCCAGAAAAAUGCGAAAUCGCUAAACGACAAAUCGAAUAUCUAGGCCACCAAGUCGGCGAUGGAAAUAUUCGACCAUGUCCAAAAAAUAUCAAUGGAUUACUGAACACACGAUUACCAGAAACGGCUGAUGAAGCAUGCAAAUUCGUGAAAGCAGCUGAAUAUUAUCGCAAGUUUAUCCCGAAUUUUUCCGUUAUCGCUGAGCCUCUGCGAAAAUUUGUACCAACGACACGAACACAAGCAAAGAAAGGCCAGAAAACCUCGGUUAUACUGAACGAAUUAGAACAACAAGCAUUUAAUCAAUUAAAACAAAUAUUAACCAACGAUCUCGUCCUACGAAUACCAGACAAUCAGCGACCACUCAAAUUACAAACAGAUGCUUCAGACGAAGGAAUCGGUGCUGUAUUAUUACAGAUCUACCCCGAGGGAGAUCGUCCAGUGGCAUAUUUAUCGAAGAAAUUCACAGCUGCACAACAGAAAUGGAGUCCAAUGGAGCAAGAAUGUUACGCCUUCAUCUGUGCAUUGCAAAAAUGGCAUAAUUAUUUAAAUGGCGUCAAAUUUGUAUGGGAAACCGAUCACAAAUCAUUGACACAAUUGAACCAAAAAGCCCAACUUAACAAACGUUGUGAAAGAUGGCGACUGAAAAUCUUAGAAUUUGAUUUCAAGGUGAAAUAUAUUCCAGGCUCCACCAACGUUAUGCCAGAUUACUUAUCACGGUCUCCAGUAGAAGAAGCAGAAGAAGAGCCAGAUGAAAUAAUAUCAACAUCAUCAACAAGUACACAAACGGUCAAUGAUCAAGUCUUCAAUCAACCCUUAUUAACAGCAGCAAUCCAAACACGAUCGAUGAAACGAUCCGAAGCAUCUAUUAAUGAUAACCAACAGCAAGACAAGACCGAAACAACAGAUUCUCAUCCACAAGAGAAUCGUAUCAUCGCAUUCACUAUUAAUCAACUGAAAGAAGCACAACAAAAGGAUGAAGCCAUCAUUGAAAUUUUCAAGAAUAUUAACAAUCGAAACGAUUACACUAUUAUUAACGAUAUUUUAAUGUAUAAGUCUGAUCCGCCGGUUCCUUAUGUACCGGAAGGAGACAUUCGAAUCAGUAUCAUGAAAAUAUAUCACGACUCACCAGCAAAUGGAGCCCACUUCGGCAGAGACAAAACCCUGCACAAGAUCAAACAACGUUACUUUUGGCCAUCAAUGACGAAAGAUAUUACAAACCACGUAAAAAGCUGUAUACUCUGUGCCAAAUUUAAUCCUCGUCGUCGAAAACCACCGGGUGCAUUACAACCACUGCAACCACCAAACGGCGUUUGGCAACUACUAUCGAUAGACUUCCACGGACCACUAGCACCCAUAUCACAACGUGGUAAUCGUUACAUCAUUUGUGCCACCGAUGUACUAUCAAAAUUUACUGUGACUAAGGCUGUACGUGAUUGUUCUGCCCAAACAGCAGCACGAUUCAUCAAGGAAGAUAUCAUCUGCAAAUUCGGUACUCCACAAUGCAUAUUAACGGAUAACGGCACUCACUUCACAGCCUCGUUAACCACCGAACUGUUCAAACAACUCGGCAUUACUCAUCUUUAUGCGACUCCAUAUCAUCACCAAACGAAUGGUCAAGUGGAAAGAUAUAAUUCUACCAUGGAUGCAAAGAUCGCGACUCUUUCAAACGAACGGAAAACGAACUGGGAUGAUCAACUGCCAUUCAUAACAUUCAAUUAUAACUCAACGUUUCAUGCCAGUACCAAUCAAGUACCCUUCGAAACAAUGUACGGACGGCGACCCGUCCUCCCCUUCGAUCAACAAAGUGACAACGUCUCACUGACAUAUGAUAGAACACAUACAAAACAACUCGAAAACUACCUUUCAACAAUGGCAGAAUUAGCAAAAGAAAACAUCAAUAAUAAUCAGCAACGAUACAAACAACAAUACGAUUACAACCGAACAAACCCGACAUACAACACUGGAGAACUCGUCCUGAUUAAGACAUUAAAUCAUCACUCAAAAUUUGACCCAAAAUUCGAAGGACCCUUCAGGAUUACCCGCAAAUUAGGACCAAAGACAUUUAUUGUCCAACAUACCAAGAAAUUAACUCUUACUAGGCAAGUAACAGUUGAUGUUAUGUUGCCAAUCUUCGAACGAAAUUACUAA